GACAGAUUUGAGGAUGCCCAAUAUACACUUCAGUCUCCAACUCAUCUGAUCGUUCGCUCUCUGGCUGUUAGUGACUGUCUGCUGGGCUCUUUGGUCAUGCCGUACAGCAUGGUGCGAUCUGUUGAAGGCUGCUGGUAUCUGGGAGAUGUUUUACAAAGGAAUUUAUCUCAGCAUCUGGAGCAGACGUGAUGACUUCUAAUGAAACUGACACUCAGAUUGUUUUUCUCUGCUAUCCACUCCGGCCGGACUCCUGUCUAAAAGUACAGCGUUAUGUUGUGGUUAAAGUGGCAAUGUAUGCUUUCUUGGUGCUGAUGAUCCUCACGACAGUUUUUGGGAACCUUCUGAUCAUCAUCUCCAUCUCUCACUUCAAACAGCUUCAGUCUCCAACUCAUCUGAUCGUUCGCUCUCUGGCUGCCAGUGACUGUCUGCUGGGCUCUUUGGUCAUGCCGUACAGCAUGGUGCGAUCUGUUGAAGGCUGCUGGUAUCUGGGAGAUGUUGUGUGUAAAGUUCAUUCUAGUUUAGACAUGACCUUUUGUAUCUCCUCAAUACUGCAUCUCAGUUUAAUAUCUGUUGACAGGUACUGGGCCAUUUGUGACCCUCUGAGGUACAAAAUGAGGGUCACAAACAACACUGUGACUGUAUUUACUACCUUUAUUUGGCUGUUUUCAUUUCUCUACAGUUUUUCUAUUGUGUUUUCAGGUGUAAACAAAAUUGGUUUGGAGUUGUUCAUCAUGCAGGUUUAUUGUGUGGGAAGCUGUGUUUUGUUCUUUAACAAACAAUGGGGUAUUAUAUGUCCAGUUCUCACAUUUUUCCUUCCUGGGACAAUCAUGAGCUCUCUGUAUAUGAAAAUCUUCUAUGUUGCACGAAAACAUGCAAAGGUUAUGUCAGAAAGAGUGACUGGAGGGUUGAAGAGCCAAAGCUCUGCUCACAGAGAGAAAAAAGCAGCUACAACUCUGGCCAUUGUUAUGGGUGUGUUUUUGUUCUGCUGGCUGCCAUAUUUUACGGUUACUGUUCUCGGCCCUUUUUUCAAUUUUUUGACCCCAGCUGAUGUUUUUGAUGCUUUGGUUUGGUUUGCAUACCUUAACUCCACUUGUAAUCCACUGAUUUAUGGUUUUUUCUACCCUUGUUUUCAGAAUGCUUUUAAGAUUCUUAUAUCCACUUAUGUCUGUUGCAUCAAUGAUUCAAACACCUUGAUAUUAGAAUGACUACGGCACUUACACUUAUUUCACCCAUCAUAACAAAGUUAUAUUUUUAUGUAAUUCUUUUAUUUGCUAGUUAUAUGUUAUGCUGAUACCAUUUUGCAAAUGUAUUAUUUUUACUUAUGAACAUUUCUGCAUUAAUAGAAGGAGUGAUCUUCUUUAAUAGAAUAUUUAGUAAUCUGAAGAGAGGGGCAGGGAGUGGGACAUUAAACAUUCAGGGCAAAAAUCCAUGUUCAAAAAAACAGAUAUUUUCAGAGAAAUUCCAGAAAACUUUUGUACU
Onychostoma macrolepis is the source of this 1479-nucleotide messenger RNA. RefSeq names its product trace amine-associated receptor 4-like. NCBI's taxonomy places the organism in Eukaryota, Metazoa, Chordata, Actinopteri, Cypriniformes, Cyprinidae. Gene Ontology annotation, biological process: G protein-coupled receptor signaling pathway. Gene Ontology annotation, cellular component: membrane. The transcript has 3 exons. The coding region runs from base 189 to 1205 and encodes 338 amino acids. Gene Ontology annotation, molecular function: trace-amine receptor activity. The record is from RefSeq and is a predicted model, not a curated record.